AUGUCUACUCGAAGCGCAGCUCAAAGAUGUGUCUCCCUUACAUGUUAUGAGCUGAACGGGCUCCUGAAAGUCGCCAAGAGCAGUACGUGUGGGCGUCCUUCUCGGGUGUGGUGUGGUCCAAUUUCAAGCACGCAGCGUCGUCAACGUAGCGCUGCAGCACAAGAUGAAAGGAGUCCCACUGGGCCAUUGAAAGGCAUCAAGAUUCUUGACUUGACUAGAGUGCUUGCGGGCCCGUUCUGCACACAGAUUCUUGCGGACUAUGGCGCGGACGUUAUAAAAGUGGAACAUCCUGUUGGAGGGGACGACACUAGAUCAUGGCGCACGGAGGGCGAGGAUCAGUUCUGGAAUGGCAGGAAGGACUUGUCGGCCUACUUUUCAACAAUCAACCGAAACAAGAAGUCAAUCACGUUGAAUCUCAAGCAUGAGAAGGGGCGCCAGAUACUCUUUACUUUGGCCAGGAAUGCAGAUGUUGUUGUCGACAACUUCAUCCCGGGGAAGAUGGACGAGAUGGGCAUCGGGUAUGAGGAGCUGCGUCGGGAAAAUCCAAGCCUGAUACACGCAAGUAUCUCAGGAUAUGGUGCUGGCGGGCCCUACAAGAAGCGAGCCGGAUACGAUGUCAUCGCAGCAGCCGAGGGAGGACUCCUGCACAUCACCGGAGAUCGAGACGGCAAGCCGACAAAGCCAGGUGUCGGACUGACAGACAUGACCACCGGCCUCUAUCUGCACGGCGCCAUCCUGGCCGCUCUCGUGAACCGCCAAGCCACAGGACAGGGCCAGAAGAUUGAUGCCUCUCUCUUCGAAACGCAGGUCUCGCUGCUCGCUAACGUGGCCAUGUCGUGGCUCAACCUCGGCCUCGAAGCUCAGAGGUGGGGCACAGAGCAUCCGAGCAUCGUCCCCUACGAUGCCUUCGAGACGGCCGACUCUGAGCUCGUUGUGGGUGCCACCAACAACCGCCAGUUCGGAAUCCUGUGCGAGAGACUUGGGCAGAAGGAGCUAGCACGCGAUCCCCGGUUCGUGGACAACGACGCGCGCGUCAGAAACCGCAAGGAGCUCAAGCAGAUUCUGAACGGGCUGUUCGGUGCGAAGCGGACGGAUGAGUGGCUCGAAGUCUUUGAGGGCAGUGGCAUGCCGUACGGUCCGGUCAACAACAUGCAAAAGGUGUUUGAGCACCCUCAGACCAAGGCAAGGAACAUGAUCGAGACUCUUGCUCACGAUGCCACUGCUUCGGGGCAAAUCAGGAUGUUGGGGAUUCCAGUCAAGUUCAGUGAGACUCAGCCCUCGGUGCGCACGAGACCGCCCUCAUUAGGGGAACAUUCGGAUGAAGUUCUUGCAUCGCUUGGCAUGAGCAAAGAGGAUAUAAAGGAGUUGAGGAUUGAGAAGGUCAUAUAG
This is a messenger RNA of Thyridium curvatum, 1389 nucleotides long. RefSeq lists its product as uncharacterized. Bases 1 to 1389 code for a protein of 462 amino acids. The transcript has 5 exons. The record is from RefSeq and is a predicted model, not a curated record. Gene Ontology annotation, molecular function: catalytic activity. Lineage: Eukaryota; Fungi; Ascomycota; Sordariomycetes; Thyridiales; Thyridiaceae.